AUGCUUUUCAACUAUGCUUCAGAAUAUGCAAUUGGGAAGUUCCACAAAAACCAGAUGGGAUUUAAUGUCACACAUCAGCUGCUGCUCUAUGCUGAGGAUGUGAAUCUACUGGGAGCCUUUGCCGCAGCAGUGAGAAGUCUCAGCAAAUCCGAUAAGUGUCUGAAAGCCAUUUGUGGGCAUCUUGAGAAAUCCAUCAUACCAAGGAUACCCCAGAAACUCCAAGUUCGCUACAAUGAGGACUGCCAUGUUCCUGUUUGCAAUUUUGGUCGUGCUCGGCACCUUCAUCGCACAGUACCCUGCAGUGUACCGGACAUCAUAGUCACGGAAUUUCCCGUUAAUUCUCAAAUGGAGACGAGCAGCUGCAGAAGGACCACUUCUUAUUCUCAUGGGGAUUACACACGCACACUUUUGUUCACGUUAAGCUUCUAAGCUAAAUAUCUGCUGUAACUACUGCUUACUGACUGUUUAAGUAGUUUAAAUUAAACAUUGCAUAUCACGAG
Cryptotermes secundus is the source of this 500-nucleotide messenger RNA. RefSeq lists its product as uncharacterized. NCBI's taxonomy places the organism in Eukaryota, Metazoa, Arthropoda, Insecta, Blattodea, Kalotermitidae. The record is from RefSeq and is a predicted model, not a curated record. Bases 1 to 429 code for a protein of 142 amino acids. The transcript is spliced from 4 exons.